Messenger RNA from Striga asiatica, 552 nucleotides. Lineage: Eukaryota; Viridiplantae; Streptophyta; Magnoliopsida; Lamiales; Orobanchaceae. The record is from the annotation of a GenBank genome assembly.
AUGGGAUUGAUGAUGAGCGGGCAAAAGCCUCUGGGCUCAACUACAACCAUUGAUGUUAGACUUGUCUCUUGGGAACCUCCCGACAUGAAGGCAGUCCUAAUACAAAUGGGGCAUCACAAGGGAACCCCGGCAUCUCAGGUGUGGGCGGUCUCCCUCUCAGGGAAUGGAAGGCGACAGAGGGUCAAUGUAAUUGAGAGGGUAGUGAACGGGGAUUUCUUCCUUAAGUUAAGGGAAAAGGUCUAUCAGCAGUUCCAGAAAUUGCACUUUCUUUCGAUGUUGGUCCAGGCUUUCCGUAAGCUAUAUACCCCUCCGAACCUCUUUUGGAGCCCAGUUGAAAGGGAAAGGGACCUUGCUAUGGGACAACCCGUGGUUAGUGGUCUUCCUAUUAUGGUGGUGACUACCUUCGUUGCGCCCGAUCGGAACACCUUCUUUGCAGUUCUUAUUAGAAGUGGGCUUUGCUUGGCGGUAUGCCAGUUGGGCCCUAAGUCCCACGAAAGCAAAGAGGCGGAAAACCAAACCAGGUACACGUUAUCAUCAAAGGAUUCACCCUAA